This is a messenger RNA of Paramecium sonneborni, 815 nucleotides long. The record is from the annotation of a GenBank genome assembly. NCBI's taxonomy places the organism in Eukaryota, Ciliophora, Oligohymenophorea, Peniculida, Parameciidae.
AUUUAAUUAAUGAAAAGAAUCCUAAUUUGCUUGCUUUUCAUAUCUUUAAUAUCUUGCAGGGCAGUCAAUUAUCAUGAAGAAGAUAAAAAACAAGUUCCUGAUGCAACUAAAAAAGAUGAUACUAAAACAGAAUAACCUAAGAAAGAGGAACCUAAGUAGGCUGAACCUAAAAAAGAUGAUGCUAAAAAAGAAGAACCUAAGAAAGAGGAGCCGAAGAAAGAUGAUGCUAAGAAAGAAGAGCCAAAGAAAGAGGAGCCAAAAAAAGAGGAGCCAAAGAAAGAUGAUGCCAAAAAGGAAGAGCCAAAGAAAGAUGAGAAAAAAGAUGAUACCAAAAAGGAAGAGCCAAAGAAAGAAGAGCCUAAGAAAGAGGAGCCAAAGAAAGAUGAUGCCAAAAAGGAGGAUGCUAAGAAAGAAGAAAAGAAAGACGAUGCCAAAAAAGAGGAUGUUAAGAAGGAUGAAAAAAAAGAUGAAAAGAAAGAAGAGAAAAAAGAUGAAAAGAAAGAUGAAAAGAAAGAUGAGAAGAAAGAUGAGAAGAAAGAUGAUAAGAAAGAUGAUAAGAAAGAAAAGAAAGAUGAUAAAAAAGAUGAUAAGAAAGAAAAGAAGGAUGAUAAGAAAGAUGAGAAGAAAGAAAAGAAGGAUGAUAAGAAAGAUAAAAAAGACGAAAAGAAGGAUGAUAAGAAAGACAAAAAGGAAGACAAGAAAGAUAAGAAGGAAGAUAAGAAAGAUAAGAAGGAAGAUAAGAAAGAUAAAAAGGAAGAUAAGAAAGAUAAGAAGGAAGAUAAGAAAGAUAAAAAGGAAGAUAAGAAAGAUAAGAA